Molecule: messenger RNA, 1788 nt
Organism: Trypanosoma rangeli
Lineage: Eukaryota; Euglenozoa; Kinetoplastea; Trypanosomatida; Trypanosomatidae
Exons: 1
Coding region: 1-1788 (595 amino acids)
Source: RefSeq, a predicted model, not a curated record
AUGGAUGGCGAUUUGAAGGAGUUGCAGAAUCGUUUGAGUGAGGCAGAGGAACGCAUCAAAAAAACGACGCGUUUGAUGCUGCGUGCAGUGUGGCAGUACGUCACACAACACCAUUCUUCCUCCAUGGUGAGGAAGGGUUCUUCUGUAGCCGCUGCAGCAGCUCCGGCGCCUCACAUGAUGAAAGUUGCGAUGCCGCAUCCUCGACACCACCAUGCAUUACAACCCCGAAGGCAAGCUGGUGCUGCUACGGUCCAGCACAGAAAGGGUGCCGCAGGCGCGGCUGACCAAGCUCGACUGAGUCGGGAACUCUACCGGAAGGCGUUUGGAGAGGCACGUCAAGAGGCAGAGAUGGGGACCGUGCGGCCAGCAGAUCCGGUGGAGGAGACUGAGGGUGGCUCUAUCCCAUCCGUUGCUCUAGUGUUGUUGCAGUCGUCUCGAGAGAGAGCAAUCAUGUCUGCCUUUUUACUACGCCUUCGUGUGGCAGCCCAUCGACGACGUUUUCUCUAUGAGGAGUGUGAGCUUCGGUACACGUACUAUCGUCUCCGUCGUGUGCUGCGGGCGUGGUUUGAAUUUGUGCGGGAGGUCAAUAGUAGGCGCCGAAGACUACUUUGUGGGGUCUUGGCUCACUGGGUUAGCAUUGUGGAACGACGUCGACAGAUGCAAGAAUGUUUGCGUCGCUUUUGUGUGAAUUUGGAGGGGAGACGUCGCGCAUUUGCAGGUGUCCGACGGCGCAAAUUGCGUCAGUGUUUCCUGCGCUGGCGUGAACGUUUAGAUCUUCACCGCAUCGUGGAAGGCAUGGAAGAGCGGGCGACGGAGAUGCGCAGGAGGCAUAAGUACGUGAAGGUAGCUUCGGUCGGUCAGCCCACCGCUGUCUUCACGAUCAAAGACCGCGUUUUUGCUCAUUGGAAAAAAAAGACAGAACAUCGGCUGGACACUCGACUGGCUGAGUGGGUGUCUAAACGUUUUUUAAUGCGGCAUGUGUGGAAUGAACUGAUCCGAUGCUACGUGUCCGCCAGGCAACAGCGCACAGAAUUGGAAUCUACGUUACCAUGUGGCCCGCCUACCGUCUACGUGGCGGCGCAGCGAGCUGAGUUCACGGUGUUUAAGGUUCGGUGUGCACAGCAGAUUGCACGGGGGAGACUACGAAAAACAGCAUUUGCACUAUGGCGUGCUAAGUGUAGGAAUCGGUUAUCGGACCGCCUCUUCGUCUUUCACCGUCGUGUUCGCGUGAUGAAGGCAUGGUUGCAGGCGCUUAGACGAAAACGGGUCACUUCUUUUGUGACCGCGGCAUGCUGGUGCCGAUGGCGACAGCGUCUCUAUUUGCGUUUGCAGAACACGCAGGCCCAGAGUUGGAGGCGACAGUGGCUGCAGCGAAGUGCUUUACGGCUGUGGCACAGCCAGGCUACCUGUAGUCUCUUUUACCGACAGCAAACCCUUCAUGCGUGCUGCGCCAAGUGGUGGGGGCGUGCAAGGCUGCGGUGGGCACGGAGGCGACUGGCGCUAGGCAUAAAGAGACGUGUGCUGUUGAGUUGGCGUGAUGUGGUGGUGUGUGAGAACAACCAGCGGGCCCUGACAUGUGUUGCGGAAACAUUGCGUGAGCUCGUGCUUUUGAUGGGAUGUUUUCGGCGCUGGAGGGGGCGGUACGAGCACGCGUGUCGUGCACACCUUUCCGAGAGUAUUUUGAGUGAGUUGCGACGUGAGAGGCAGCGGGCGCGGUUAUUCCAGCGGUGGAAGCGUUUGACAUUUUGGUCCCAUGCGGCCUGUAAAGAUCUCAAGCCGCCUAGUUGA